Messenger RNA from Thelazia callipaeda (thelaziosis nematode), 1377 nucleotides. The record is from the annotation of a GenBank genome assembly. Lineage: Eukaryota; Metazoa; Nematoda; Chromadorea; Rhabditida; Thelaziidae.
AUGAGCGAUUCAGCCACAUCCUCUAAAUCAUAUCAAGAAUUCGUCAAAUUUGGCAAGUUCUUCACAACCCGUUUGGUUCAAGCAGUUGUGCAGUCACGUCUUGGGCAACUUAUAGUACAAACAUGCAGUGUGUCACCUGAUCCUUCAGAUUGGUUCAGUGUGCGAAUUGAUGAGAUUGGGGAAGUAGCUGCUCAAUUACGUACGAGCGUCACAAAAUAUCCUCCGAACGCAAACUGCUUUACUUUGGAUUUUUUGCUUCAUACUGCUGAUGGUGAUAUUCUGCCUUUGGAAUCUUGGUGUAUUCGAUAUGAAUCAGAAUUAAUUGAUGGAAGUGUCAGUGUGAGGACUGAGUUUUAUCAUCAGUUAGGAACACUUUUAAAGUCAGCUAUUGUUGCAUCACGAAUGACUCCAGCAUACCGUUACUAUGUGCGCAAACAGAGUCCAGAUACGUUUAUCAUCAUGUAUAGAGUAUACGAAAAGGAACCAGAAAUGGAUUUGGGUGAAGAGCAGAAGAAAGUUCGCAUUGGACUAGUAGCAUCUCCGUUUGGUGCAUUCUCCCUUUAUUUGUUAUAUCGCACUAAAAUGGAAAUUGACCGGAUGGCAACAAAAAGGACAAAUAUUAGUUCUGCUAAUGUGUUAAAGCAUGCUGGGACUCAGCAAAAGCAAUCUAGUGUAGAUAUUGAUGCUCCACUGUCGAUUCCAUUUGGUCCUAUUUUUGUUCACGAUGGUGAAGUGAAACCGGAAAAAAUUGAUGAUUUAUGGUUUGGAACGCCUUCACGUCGCGUUCAUUUUCAUUUAGGACAUUCGCGUUCUUCUUCAGACGAUGCGUGUUGCCGUAGCCAUACCUGCAGUGAUUUGGAUGAAAACAGCAGUCAACCUUAUAGUUCAAGUUUGCCUCAUCGUUUGAUAACUACGAAGAACCGAUCUAGGACUCAUUCAUUCCCUUUUUCAACUUUAUUGACUACAGCUGCGACUGAUUCGUUUCCGAUGGCUUCUGGGUCAACAUCUGCAACAUCCAUACCAGCUCAUAUACACCAGUUGGCUAUAGCUCCUUCUACAGAAGAUUCAAUAAGUGCUAAAGAAAGUGGUAAAUCAGAAGAUUCAUUUGGUGCAGAAGUGCAAAGUGAUGAUGAUGAUUUGUCAAGUAGUGAUGAUAGCUAUGUUAAGGUAGCAUUUGGAAGUAGUGAAAGUUUGGCAGAUGGACUGGGCGAGUUUAUGAAACAAUGUAGAUCAGCUCCUACUCAUCUUUCGUUUCAAGUCGAUUGCACAGCUGUUAUUCCAGAAUUGCUGGAACAGUUUGAAAACAAUCAAAUAAUUUUCGACAGUUUCUUAGAGGAAAUAAACAGAAAGACACAAAUUGAAGAUGACGUAUCUUAG